This is a messenger RNA of Dictyostelium discoideum AX4, 3069 nucleotides long. It is a transcript of the gene pms1, whose product is annotated as MutL DNA mismatch repair protein. The transcript has a single exon. Bases 1 to 3069 code for a protein of 1022 amino acids. The record is from RefSeq and is a predicted model, not a curated record. Gene Ontology annotation, biological process: mismatch repair; DNA damage response. NCBI's taxonomy places the organism in Eukaryota, Evosea, Eumycetozoa, Dictyosteliales, Dictyosteliaceae. Gene Ontology annotation, cellular component: nucleus; mismatch repair complex. Gene Ontology annotation, molecular function: ATP-dependent DNA damage sensor activity; mismatched DNA binding; ATP hydrolysis activity.
AUGAUUAAAGCAAUAGAUAAAGAAUCAAUUAAUAAUAUUUGUAGUGGACAAGUUAUUUUUGAUUUAUCAAUAGCAGUAAAAGAAUUAAUUGAAAAUAGUAUUGAUGCAGGUGCGACUACAGUAGAGAUUAGAUUAAAAGAGUAUGGUGAGGAGUUUAUUGAAGUAAUUGAUAAUGGUAGUGGUGUUGAACCAAGUAAUUUUGUAGCACUAACAAUGAAACAUUGUACAUCUAAACUUGAAAGUUUUUCAGAUCUAUUAUCAAUUGAAACAUAUGGUUUCAGAGGUGAAGCAUUGAGUUCACUAUGUUCAUUAUCAAAUUGUAUCAUUACCACUAGAACAAAGAAUCAAGUCACUGCACAAAGAUUAGUGUUUGAUAAAGAAGGUAAAAUUCAAACACAAACACCAGUAGCUAGAGAGGUUGGCACAACCGUUCAGUUGAGUAAUCUUUUCAAAGGUUUGCCAGUGCGUUAUCAAGAGUUUAAAAGAAAUAUAAAGAAAGAGUAUGCAAAGUUAUUAACGAUCCUGCAAGCUUAUGCAUUGAUUUCAACCAAUACUCGUAUCACAUGCUAUAACCAAGCUGGUAAGUCACCAAGGUCAUGUGUAUUAUCAACUACGAGUGGUUCAACGAUACGUGAUAAUUUAAUCAACGUUUUUGGUACGAAAAUGAGUCAAUCAUUAGAUGAAUUCACUGCUUCUGAUUCUUUAUUUAAAGUUAAUGGUUUAAUAUCAAAAAUUGGUAUUGGUAGUGGUACUGGUCAAUCAAUUAGUAAUAGUAGUAGUAGUAGUAGUCAAUCAUCAUCACAAUUAUCGUCAUCAUCAUCAUCAUCAUCAUCUUCACAAUCAUCACAACUUUCAAUUGGAUCAUUAUCAAGAAGUUGCGCAGAUAGACAAUUCUUUUUUGUAAAUAGUAGACCAUUUGAACAUAGUAAAUUAGCAAAAGAAAUUAAUUCACUUUAUCAAAGUUUUCAUAAAAGAGGUUCAUAUCCAGUGGUUAUAUUUAAUAUUGAAAUGCCAACUAAUAAUUAUGAUGUAAAUGUUACACCAGAUAAAAGAACUAUUUUCAUUCAAAAAGAACAACAAUUAUUAUUAUUAAUUACUGAUGGUUUAAAGACAAUGUGGGAAACUGCUCAAAGUGUUUUCGAUACAAAUCAAUUAGGUCAAUUUACUUUUAAUGAUGAAAAUGAAAAUGAUAAUAGUAAUAAUAAUAAACAAUCAAAAAUUUCAUCAUUUCCAAAUUUAUAUACAUUAAAAACUGAAGAAGAUGAAAAUAAUAAUAAAAUAACAACACCAAUUAAAAAACAUUCAACAACAACAACAACAUCUUCCUUGAAUUCACCAAGUUCAAAUAAAAAGAGCAGUAAUAGCACAAGUAGUAGUUCAAGUAGUAAUAAUAAAAACAAUAGAAAUAAUCUAGAAGAGGAUGGUGAUGAUUCUUUUGAUAUUACAGACCAACAACCAUUAAAAAGAGCGAAAUAUGAUGGAAAUUAUAAUAAUAGUAAUAAAAAACCAGAAUUACCAAAAACACCAUAUCCAAAUAAAAAGAAAAAUAAUGAAAAUGAGGAUGAAGAUGAAGAUGAAGAUAAUUAUGUUCAACCAGUAUUUUCAAAUGUAAAUAAAUCAAAGAAUAGUAGUAAUAGUGGUAGUAGUAAUAGUUUAGAUGAUAUAAUAGAUGAUAAUGAAUUCAUUAGUCGUAGCAAUGGUAAUAGUUCAAACUUUAUGGAUGAUUUUGAAUUUAAAGGUAGUAGUAAUAAUAUUGGUAGUAGUAGUAAUGGUAUUAAACUUAAAACAAUUAGUAAUAAUAAUAAUAGUAAUAAUAGUAAUAAUAGUAAUAAAAUAAUCGAUGAUAUAAAUAAAACAAUUGAUAAGAUGAAGCAGCAACAACAACCACAACAAAAGAUGGGUUUGAAUGACGAUGGCGAUGAUGAGGAACAACAAAAACAAAAACAACAACAACAGCAACAAAAAAGAAAACAACAACAACAACAACAACAAAUUGAAGAAGAAGAAGAAGAAACUAUUGAUGGAUAUAAACAAAAGAAUUCAAAAACAUUUGAUAUAACAAUUAAAACAGAUUUAAAUACAAUUAGUAAACAAUAUUUAAUUAGAAAUGGUACAUUUGAUAAAGAUAAUAAUCCAAUUAUACCCAAUACAGCUUUAGUGGUUAGUAAUGAUGAUAUGGUUGUUAAUAAUAAUAAUUCAAAUGAAUUUGAUCAAAAUUCAAUAAUAACGACAACAUCAGAAAAAUGUUGUAUUGUCGAUAAAUCAAUACCACAAUUGGAUGGUAAAUUCUCAACUUCAUUAGGUGGUAUUGGUGCAAAACAACAGCAGAAAGCAGCUACUCAAGUAACAUCACAACUACAACAGCAACCAUCACAAACAAAUCAAAAAACAGCAGAAGAAGAAUUAACAAAAUUUUUCAAAAAAGAAUACUUUAAACAAAUGAUAGUGAUUGGUCAAUUUAAUCUUGGUUUUAUAAUAGCAAAAUUAGGUAAUGAUUUAUUUAUAAUUGAUCAACAUGCAGCCGAUGAAAAAUAUAAUUUUGAAAUACUUUCAAAAUCUGUUGAAUCAAGUAUAAAUAGUCAACCAUUAUUAAAACCCGAUACAUUGUCAGAUUUAACUAGUGAGGAGGAAUUAAUUAUCAUUGAAAAUGUUGAUUUGUUUAAAAAGAAUGGUUUUAAAUUUAUAAUUGAUCAUGAUGCACCAACAAGAUUUAAAAUUAAAUUGUCAGCUUUUCCAAUAAUUCAUGGUCAAUCAUUUGGUAUUAAAGAUAUUUAUGAAUGGAUAUUUAUGAUUAAAGAGAGUUCAAUACCAGGAUCAGUUAAUAAAAUACCAAGAUUAAAUUCUUUAUUGGCUUCAAAAGCAUGUAGAAAAUCAAUUAUGGUUGGUACCACUUUAACUCAUAAAGAAAUGAAAGAUGUAUUAAAUAAUUUAUCAACACUUGAUAAUCCUUGGUGUUGUCCACAUGGUAGACCUACUAUGAGACAUUUAGUUGAUCUUUCAAUUAAAGAUAAAUUAAAACAACAACAACAACAACAACAACAAAAACAACAACAACAACAACAACAAUAA